Molecule: messenger RNA, 2240 nt
Organism: Aaosphaeria arxii CBS 175.79
Lineage: Eukaryota; Fungi; Ascomycota; Dothideomycetes; Pleosporales
Exons: 1
Coding region: 417-2186 (589 amino acids)
Source: RefSeq, a predicted model, not a curated record
CAUUAGAUGCUGUAUGCGAUUUUUGGCGAAAGGAACGCCCCACUUCCGAAUGCGAUAUCGUAGAGGCGCAAUGUCCUCAGCUGAUGGCGUCGCGAAUUUAACUCCGUACACCUCUUGCACCGAAUCAUCCAAUACAAUCAGGCUCCCUCCUCUGCCGACGUAUGCGGAGCGCCACAGUCGGCGCCACACCCUUGAGGACGAUCAGCUCUCCGCCCCCACGACAACACAACACGACUGUAAACCGUGCAUGGCGGCCUUGACAGCUGAAGCUACUUUUUUUGGGGACUCAGCCUGGUGUUCACCCAGCAACAACUUCAAAAUGAUCGGCACUCCCCAUAACUUUUGUCUCUCUUCCUCAACUCCACCAUCAUCAUCGAAAAACCGUCCUCCAUGAUCACAAUCUAAUCUGUACAACAAUGUCGAAUAACACGACCUGUCCCGUCAGCGUCUCCGGCCUCUGGAACAACGGCGACUGCUCGCUCCUCUGCCGGAAGACGAAAUGGUACGACGUCAUCGUCUUCUUCCUCGCCAAUUAUGCGACCCACGUUGUGACGGUCACCUCGCGGCCGGGGGAAAGCAUCGAGUUGCGGAUUGUAUACAUGAUGGGGGCUCUCCUGCUGCCGGUCUCUGGGGUGGUGUUGGGAUUGCAGGCAAUCCUCAGCCUUGCGAUUUUUGCUCCUACGCCUUUGCAGCAAGCUGCGCGGGCGGGAGCUUUGUAUACGGUGGUCAAGAUCGAUGACGAGGAGGACGAGGCUGAGAGGUUGGAGGAAGGUGGUGGUCGUGGCGACGAAGAACCUGGGGAAGAUCGGGAUAACCAGAGUGAUCGGGGAUAUGAGAGGCCAGAGGAUAUCGAGAUGAUUGGGAUUGCAGCAAGUCAUAACGGCGAGGGGAGCUCGGGAGGUGGGGUUGAUCCGCCUGGAAAUGGUGAUAAUAUCGAUACAGUUGCCAUCGAUCACGCGUCAGGGGCAGGCAAAGAGAAAGCUAUCGACCAGCCUGAUAGGGACACGAUUUCUGCAGCAUCAUCAACCACCAAUGAAGCUCCUGUCCCUGACGAGGAUGCUGACCAUUUUCGACCCCGUGGGCCCACGAAUACCCGCACAGACACCCGCAAUACUUCUUCAAGCAUGAAAGAGUCGAAACGACCGUGGCAGCGACAACCGAUCCAUGGAAGAUGCAAGCUACCCCGAGGCUACGCAUUAACCCUAGUACCACCAGAUGCGAAAUUCGAAGACGACGCACCGCGAACAUUCAAAAACAAGAAGCGAAGGAUCCUGAACUGCAUUCUCCCGGGUAUACAGUCUGUGGACGAGCCUCAAAUAGAGGUUGCAUGCAGCAACAACAGCAUCAAAUCCGUUGCCUCGAUCGUCCAAGUCAUCUUUGCCAUCUCCACCCUAUACAGGACCCGGGGCAACCAGAUCAAACGAUAUGGAUACGCAGCGUACGGACUCACGGUCACCCCUUAUGCAUGGAUGUCCAUUAUUAAUGGCUUCGGGAAUAUAAUCCGGCCGCAAUACUCCUCCAUAUUCGUGGUGGACUCCUUUCGAUUGGCAGAGGUCCGAAGACUGCCUCCAGAGUUUGAAAACUGUGUCGACUCCACGAUAGGCAAAUUGACGGACGAAAGUGCCAAAAGUGCUGAGGUCGAGUUCAAUCAAGCUAGGUCUAGAAACUCCAAGGCCAAAUCCAAGAAGACGGACAUUGGCUUUAAGAACCGCUUUACCCAGCAACUCAGGGCAGAAGAGAAUAAACACACCUUUGGUUACAAAUUUGGCUACAAUAUCGCAAGAAUCCUAGGGAGAAGGAAGCGAAAACGUUCGACGAAUUCCAGCAGCGAAGACGACGAUGAAGAGCGCCAAGUAGUGUUCAAGCUUAUGGACCUAGUAGACAACUCUAGCCCACUGCCACCCUUCAUUGGUAUAUCUGUCCCCUUGAUUGUGGUAGGGGCGCUGUCGGAAUUCUCCGCUGGGGACAGCACUUAUGCGCAACGAGUCUGGUUGAUGUUGUGGUUAGCAUUGGGUGCUCUCAUAAACAUAGUGUAUAUCAUGCAGGAUGAAAAGAAGCUUAAGGUGACAGGUACAGUUCCAAUUAUUCUAACAAUCCUUAUUUAUGGCACGCCGUCUAUCGGGGGAUUCGUGGUAGUGGGGCAGAUGAUGCUUCAAGAUGGUGUUUGUUCCAAAAUGCUAGAGUAAAGUUAGAUACCUACCUAGGUAGUUGACAAGAGAAUUAUAAUCAUUUCUAGACUA